GCGGGGCCGUUGGAGGGCGGGGACCGGUUUGAGCGCCCGCCGCCAUGGAGGGCGGCCACCCCCGCUCCCUCUGGGAUUGGACCCCAGCGCAGGCCGGAACCCCUGAGCUGGCAGAGCUGAAGCAGGAAUGCCUGGCCAGGGGGCUGGAGGCCAAAGGCAACAAGCAGGACCUCAUCAACCGGCUCCAGGCCUACCUGGAGGAGCACGCUGAAGAAGAAGCCAACGAGGAGGAUGUGCUGGCAGAGGAGAUAGAGGAGGAAGAGCCGAAGCCGGCGGAGCCGCCCGUGAAGGUGGAAGAGGCUCCGGUGAAAUCCCCCGACGUGAUCACGGAGAAGAAGGUGGUGAAGAUCACAUCUGAGAUAUCCCAGAUGGAGCGGAUGCAGAAACGGGCCGAGCGUUUCAACGUCCCCGUCAGCCUCGAGAGCAAGAAGGCGGCUCGGGCGGCACGGUUUGGUUUGGCCACAGCUCCCACGAAAGGCCUCUCUGCAGACAGCAAACCCACGAUAAACAUGGACAAACUAAAGGAGAGGGCUCAGAGGUUUGGGUUGAAUGUCUCCUCACUCUCCAAGAAGAGCGAGGAGGACGAGAAGCUGAAGAAGAGGAAGGAGCGGUUUGGGAUCGUCACGAGUUCGGCCGGGGCUGGAGCCACAGAGGACACAGAGGCAAAGAAGAGGAAAAGAGCAGAACGGUUUGGGAUCGUGUGAGGCCGUCCCGGAGCUCCUGCCGUGGGCAUUGACUGAAACCCUUCCCCUGGUGAAGACUCGACGUCCCAGGAUUUUAUUCCCCGUGGGAUCCUCAUCCCGGAGCGCUGGGAAGGCCCUUGGGAGCAGCAGGGACGUCCCACCCCGGGCAUUCCAGGGCUCCCACCCCAGUACCAAGCAAUAGUUCUACUUUUUGUAACGUGGAAA
Pseudopipra pipra is the source of this 908-nucleotide messenger RNA. It is a transcript of the gene SARNP, whose product is annotated as SAP domain containing ribonucleoprotein. The coding region runs from base 45 to 704 and encodes 219 amino acids. The transcript is spliced from 12 exons. NCBI's taxonomy places the organism in Eukaryota, Metazoa, Chordata, Aves, Passeriformes, Pipridae. Gene Ontology annotation, biological process: poly(A)+ mRNA export from nucleus. The record is from RefSeq and is a predicted model, not a curated record. Gene Ontology annotation, cellular component: nucleus.